This is a messenger RNA of Lytechinus variegatus (green sea urchin), 1564 nucleotides long. RefSeq names its product thyrotropin-releasing hormone receptor-like. Bases 293 to 1564 code for a protein of 423 amino acids. The record is from RefSeq and is a predicted model, not a curated record. Gene Ontology annotation, molecular function: G protein-coupled peptide receptor activity. Gene Ontology annotation, biological process: neuropeptide signaling pathway. Gene Ontology annotation, cellular component: membrane. Lineage: Eukaryota; Metazoa; Echinodermata; Echinoidea; Temnopleuroida; Toxopneustidae. The transcript has a single exon.
CCGGUUUUCCUAAUGACGCCAAGCAGACAACAAUCUCGGCGAGAAGAAUAUAAGCAUUCGUUGACCUAAAACUCUCAUUACUCACUUCUCAUGUCGUCGACCUUGAUUAUAAUAUGCAAUGUAGCUUUUCAUUAAACACUUUGCAUUGUUGAUCAGCGCGAGGAUCCUAUAUCAUUUCACCAACAAGAUCAUUUGUGGAGAUAAUCGGGUAAAUGCACUAUCUACACGAUUUUCUUAAUCUUUACUGUCCCCUUUUCUCUGAAGUUUUUACGGUAUAAAGAUUAAGAAUUGAAUGGUAGUCGAUAUGGAGUUGAAUACUAUCAUAUCAUUUGUUAUCGAGAUAAUUGUCACAACAAUCAGUAUACCAGGCAACAUCCUUAUCAUCGCCGUGUACAAACGAAAGAGAAGGACAUCGUUCUCGGUCUUGGCAAUUGGACUCGGAAUCAUCGAUCUCGUGAUUUCUUUGACAAGCCCAGUACGAUUAUAUAAUUAUUUGUUUUUCGGAAAACAUACCAGCAAAGCGUAUUGUCAGGCAUGUGGUGGUAUAUUUUACCUUGGCUUAAAUUCUUCUAUUUUCAUGGCGGCUCUUAUAGCAAGCAAUCGGUAUUUUGCGAUUUGUAAGCCUCAUGACUACAGGUUUACCCCUCGAGCCUCAGCAGUGUCGGUCGCCAUUAGCUUUGGAGUAUCCGUCUUGGCCAGUCUACCACUAAGCGUCCUAUUUGAUGUUGUUUCAUACCCCAAUGACAAAUUCGACUGCGGCAUGCCACAGAGACUUCAUCUUAUAGCUACAGUUUACAUUUGCUUUCUAACGAUUUUCCACAUCUUGACGAUAGUCGUUACACUUACCAUGUAUGGCUGCGUCCUGAGGCGAGUUCGACGGUUAAAAAGAGUUGGUUUCAAUAGAGCUAACACGAGUGAUUUGAAGCAUAAUCAUCGGAGAGGAGGAGGGACUGAAAUUAAUGAAACUGUUUUAGAUGGUCAGGCAGUCAAUGGAAAAGAAAAAAAAGAUUCAAUUUCUUCCCUCCCUGUUGUGAGCUACCCUAGAACAGGUAGGCACGCUGUAGCCAAUGAAACCAUGGCGACUUGUCCUGUAUCUAGUGUUCACAUCACACAACAAGUUGGCCCAUCUACGUCAGAAGGCCCGUCCAACAAUGCCUCGUACAACCUGUCAAUCCCGAAAAUACCAACACGGCCAAACAGAGACGGUGACGUUUCUGCCAUCGUUCCAAUUCAAACAGCGGACGAAGUUCUGGAUACUUCUUGUCGACGAAACGUGCCGAGACUAAACGGCGAUUCCCCGAGAGCAGAAGCAACAAGGAAACAUUUAAUCGUCAUCAUGCUGCUCUACCUCAUAACGUGGAUCCCUACCCUCUUCAUCAUUAUCUUUGGCUACAAACCGGAAUUUCGAGACACAAACUACGCAGCAUACACUGCCUUCAUGGUCGUGUGUAGGUUCCCAGGUCUGAACAGAAUCUACCAUUUUGGUAUUUCAUUCAUAUUACGGAGAUCAUUCAGACGAGAUUGUAAAGAUUUGCUUCUCAGUGUGAAACUAAAUUUAUUUUGA